Molecule: messenger RNA, 804 nt
Organism: Hydractinia symbiolongicarpus
Lineage: Eukaryota; Metazoa; Cnidaria; Hydrozoa; Anthoathecata; Hydractiniidae
Exons: 1
Coding region: 1-804 (267 amino acids)
Source: RefSeq, a predicted model, not a curated record
AUGGAUGUUCGCAAACCAUUACAGGGCUUCAAGAACUGUCUUGCUGAAUUAGAGGAAGAUGGAUACAAAGUUAAUACUGUAGCUACCGACCGCAAUAGGCAACUUGCAAAAUGGCUGCGUGUAGAAAGGAACGAUAUCAGCCAUAAAUUUGAUCCAUGGCAUUUUGCGAAAAACAUUAAAUCAAAACUGAGACCACUUGGCCUAAGAAAGGGAUGUAAAAUUCUGCAGGAAUGGAUCAAACCCGUCGGUAAUCACCUAUUUUGGUGUGCUGAAAAUUGUGAUGGAGAUGCAGAAAAGUUAGUGGACAUGUGGAAAUCAUUGUUACACCACGUGACAAACCGUCACAAAUUCAAAUGCUACAAAAAAUAUAAGCGUUGUGCUCAUAAAAGUUACACUAAAGAAAAAGUAAGACGAAAAAAGUGGGUCGAAAAGGAUAGUCCUGCUUAUAAUAACCUGGAGAAGGUGAUAAUGGAUGCGAAAAACCUCAAUGACAUGGUACAUUUGACAAAACCUUAUCACACUGGAAGUUUGGAAGUAUUCCAUUCCCUGAUAAAUUGUUAUGCACCCAAACGCCAAGAAUUUGAAUUGAACGUGAUGGCCUCGCGGGUAAAUUUAGCUAUUCUCGAUCACAACUGUAACGUAGACAGAAAGCAGGCUGUUAUCACUAAGGAGAGAAAUGGUUGCGGCGCUUUGGGCGAGAAGAGAUGGCGAUAUUUAUCAGUAAACUUUCAAAGGAGUGGAUUGCGAAGCCAGUCAUGGAAGCAAAAUCUCAUGAUUUUAUUGAAAAGUUGCUUAUGGAGGUAG